AUGUCAUUCAUCUCCCGGGCGUGGACUCGAUUAGGUGGAUUCGGCGCACCACUGCAGCCGCGUAUAUUCGCGAACCCCAACUUUGUUCGAAUACCCGCGGAUGUGCAAGUCGAAGAGGAAGCACUGCCUGACUAUCUCCCCGCGCGUUACUACCCCAUGCGUAUUGGCGAAGUCCUUGUCGAUCGUUACCAGGUGGUUGGAAAGCUUGGCUUCGGCCGGAGCUCGACAGUUUGGCUGGCGCGGGACUUGCUCCAGCGACGCCACGUCGCCCUUAAAGUUUUUAUACGCUCACAGGCGCUUGGAGAUGGCGUGGGAAACGAAAUCGCCAUGUUCAAGCGCAUGGAGCAGCGCAAAUCCAGCCAUCCAGGUCGAAGCGCCGUCAGGACCCUCCUAGAUUCUUUCCACCUUGACGGCCCGGAAGGGGAACACUUGGUCCUGGCGCACCCGCCAUUGUGGCGAAGUAUUGAGGCGGCCAUCCGGCGCACCUCGCCCCGGAGGCUCCCAGCUUCAGGCCUACGGUACGUCCUGAAGGACUUGUUCCUGGCGCUAGAGUACCUGCAUGAUGAAUGCCAAAUCAUCCACACUGACAUCAAGGCGGACAACAUCAUGUUUAGCAUCAAGGACUCAUCCGUCUUCACCGAGUUUGAGGAGGAAGAGAUAAAUAAUCCCUGUCCACGCAAAGAGGUACAAGGGAGAACCAUCUAUACUUCGCGAGCACUGAAAUCCACAGGAUUAGUUGGGCCACCGGUCUUAUGUGACUUUGGCUCUGCUGUAUUUGGAGAUGCUGAAAAUAUUGAGUGUGUACAACCUCACAUCUAUCGGGCCCCUGAGGUGACACUGGAAGCUCCAUGGGACUACAAGAUUGACAUUUGGAAUGUCGGAUGCAUGAUCUGGGAUAUAUUUGAGGGAAAGCAACUGUUCUACGCUGUUGACCCAGAGCACAAGGCUUAUCGAAGGAGGGCUCACCUCGCGGAAAUCACGGCGCUGCUAGGGCCUCCGCCCAAGGAUCUCCUUACGCGCGGCCGCCUAGCGAGUAAAUUCUUCUCAGAACAAGGCACAUACGCUGCUGGGAUCAAUUUGCCAACAUCCACGUCGCUGGAGGAGCAGGAGACGCUUCUGACAGGGGACGAUAAGAGACAAUUUCUAGAGUUUAUGCGAAAGAUGCUCCAGUGGAGUCCAGAACAACGCAGCACUGCCAAGGAGCUAUUUCAGGAUGCGUGGCUACAGGAGCGGUCAUGA
Molecule: messenger RNA, 1239 nt
Organism: Beauveria bassiana ARSEF 2860
Lineage: Eukaryota; Fungi; Ascomycota; Sordariomycetes; Hypocreales; Cordycipitaceae
Product: protein kinase domain protein
Exons: 5
Coding region: 1-1239 (412 amino acids)
Biological process (GO): spliceosomal complex assembly; regulation of mRNA processing; protein phosphorylation
Molecular function (GO): ATP binding; protein kinase activity
Source: RefSeq, a predicted model, not a curated record